Vitis riparia (riverbank grape) is the source of this 518-nucleotide messenger RNA. Its product is annotated as stellacyanin-like. NCBI's taxonomy places the organism in Eukaryota, Viridiplantae, Streptophyta, Magnoliopsida, Vitales, Vitaceae. The coding region runs from base 52 to 513 and encodes 153 amino acids. The record is from RefSeq and is a predicted model, not a curated record. Gene Ontology annotation, cellular component: plasma membrane. Gene Ontology annotation, molecular function: electron transfer activity. The transcript is spliced from 2 exons.
UUGAAGCUGGUAUAAAGAAACUUUACCACUAAUCAACUUCAAUCAGCUCUAAUGGCUUCUAAACAUUUAGCUGCCCUUGCAAUCUUCGCAAUUGUUCUUCCUGCUGUGGCCAUGGCAACUGAGUUUACUGUUGGAGAUGAUCAAGGUUGGACCAUUAAUUUCGACUAUGUAGCCUGGGCCAAGGACAAAGUCUUUCAUGUUGGCGAUAAACUAGUCUUCAAAUACACGGCGGGACGGCACAAUGUCUUCAAAGUGAAUGGUACCGUCUUCACGAACUGCACUAUACCACCACCAAAUGAAGCUCUUACUACUGGAAAUGAUGUGAUUACACUGGCCACCCCUGGAAGGAAGUGGUACAUUUGCGGUGUAAACGACCAUUGUGCCAACUAUGGACAGAAGCUUGCCAUCACUGUGCUGGAAGAGUGGGCGUCUCCUGCACCGGCCCCCUCCCCCUCCACCACCACAGCACCAGCACCCAGUUCUGCUUAUGGGAUCUCGGUGUCUGGGCAUUAGCUUCU